This is a messenger RNA of Heterobilharzia americana, 1714 nucleotides long. The record is from the annotation of a GenBank genome assembly. NCBI's taxonomy places the organism in Eukaryota, Metazoa, Platyhelminthes, Trematoda, Strigeidida, Schistosomatidae.
UUUUGAACUGUGUGCUACUAAAGUCACAUUAUCAUUGCUUAACUUUGUACGGAUUUGUUAAACACGCACGGUUUUGAAUAUUAUUGUCCAAAUAUCACCUUAUCUAGUGUCUCUCACAUCACAGUCAAAGAGUAGCAACAAAUUGUCUUCAAAAUGGAUGACCAACAACAAAUGCCAUGUUGGUAUUAUGAAAAAGAAGAGUUGUAUAAAACCCCAUCGUACUAUGACCAAAUUGAUCAUGAAACAGAGACACGACAUCGUAGAGAAGGUGCAAGAUUCCUGUCAGCUGUUAGCACUAAAUUGAAUCUACGAUAUGAUACAUGCGCUACAGCGAUUGUCUUUUUUCACCGAUUCUACAUGUUUCAUUCAUUUAAAGCAUUUCCACGUUAUGUGACAGCAGCAUGUUGUCUAAUGUUGGCUGGGAAAGUGGAAGAAACACCUAAAAAGGUUCGUGAUAUUGUUAAAACGGCUAGAUCCCUACUAUCUGAUGCUGACUUUGAACAGUUUGGCAGUGAUCCAAGAGAGGAGGUCAUGGCAUUUGAACGAGUUCUUUUGAAAACAAUCAAGUUUGACUUACAAGUCUCACAUCCAUACUCCUAUUUACUUCAGUUCGCCAAAAGAAUUAAAGGUAAUCAAGAAAAGUUGAAGGAAUUAGUUCAGAUGUCAUGGUCUUUUAUAAAUGAUAGCCUGGCUACAACGCUUUGCCUACAAUGGGAGCCAGAAAUAGUUGCAUGCGCUGUACUCUACUUGGCUACUCGAAUGAGUAAAUUUACCAUAGAGGAUUGGGAAGGUCGUCAGCCAGGUCAACGUUGGUGGGAAUGUUUUGUUGAAGGCAUGAGUACUGAAGUAAUGGAAGAUAUUUGUCAUAAAAUUCUGGAUUUAUAUCCUGCUGAUGGAAAUUCCAAUGAAGAUCAGUUGGACAACACUACGACAACCAAAAACAAUAUCAAUAAGUCUCCUGUUGUUGGUGUUACUUCUACUGCUAAUACUAUUACUAGGCAUGAUGUACCCUAUCAUAAUGUAAUGCACUCAGCGCAAUUUGAUUCAACCAAAUAUCACAGGGGAGAACCAUCAGCUAAACGACAGGCAUUGAUGCGAUCAUCAGGAAAUGAUUUUUUGCGUCAUUCUACUGUACACAAUAUUCCUUCUGGUAGCAGUAUUUCAUUAGGUGUAGAUAGUACUACGAUGAAGCAUAUGUCAUAUCCCGUACCUUAUAGCCUACCCCCUGGAUCAAAGCUGAGCAAUAGCAGUUCACUUGUGUAUAAAUGAAAUAACAUUGCUGUUUGCCGAAUCAAUAAAGAAGUUUCACUUUGUAUUCUUAAAAAUCUACAAAUCAGAAUGUGCUCUUCAUUUUGUGAAAAAUAAUGCAUUUCAAGGCAUAUUCGAAAGUAGCAACUGUUGUAACAUUUAAUGGUAUCCUUCGAUACUCUUGUACGUUGGCUGUGUUGCUAUGUUUCGAUUCUCUUUGUAUAUAUUUACUAGUUAUAUGGUAUUCUUCUACACCAAUUUCUGCACUAAUAGUAAUAAUAAUAAACGAAAUAUAAAUAGGAGUAUGAUUUUUAAAAGAAUUUUACCUUUUCUUUACUACAUGAGAACUUGAUUUACACGGCAUACUUGACCUCCUUGGAGUUGAAAUAUACCAUUUAGAAUGAGCUGUUCAGCCUUACUAUUCAUCGGAAUAUAUAUGUAUUUUUUAAUAGUGACCACCAGCAUC